Molecule: messenger RNA, 557 nt
Organism: Diuraphis noxia (Russian wheat aphid)
Lineage: Eukaryota; Metazoa; Arthropoda; Insecta; Hemiptera; Aphididae
Product: transcription factor 15-like
Biological process (GO): developmental process; regulation of transcription by RNA polymerase II
Molecular function (GO): RNA polymerase II transcription regulatory region sequence-specific DNA binding; DNA-binding transcription factor activity, RNA polymerase II-specific; protein dimerization activity
Source: RefSeq, a predicted model, not a curated record
GAUAUUUCUUGGUUACACUUAAUAUAGAGUACCAUGUUGUAUUAUAAUUAUUUAUUUAUACGACCGCACAAUCGGUUUGUUCAUCAUUUGAGUUCAAAGAGUGUAGGCAAAACAUAAUAAAAUAAAAUAACAUAUUAUGUAAUAAAAAUAAAGAGAUAAAUAAUAAUUGUUUUUUCUUCAAUAACAAUAUGGAAUUCGAUAAUGGUACAAAUGACUUUCAGAUACAAUCGAAUCAAUUACACGAAGCGCCUCUGAAGAAAAGAAUCAGAUCGGGUGCUAAUGCUAGAGAACGAGAUCGAACUCAAAGUGUAAACUCGGCUUUUGAUGUUCUACGGGCCAUGAUACCUAUUGAUCCUCCCAACCGCAAACUAUCUAAAAUAGAAACAUUACAAUUAGCCACGAAAUACAUUAGUCAUCUGUCUCAGAUCCUAAAUUCUGGAGAAGACAGUGAACAAGAACACAGUUUCUACGAUGUAUGUAUAUUUUGUUUAACAAAUAGAAUUAAUUCUUGAAUAGUACACAAAAAACUCUUUACACAUUUCACCAAAAUGUAUUUA